Nilaparvata lugens (brown planthopper) is the source of this 5208-nucleotide messenger RNA. Its product is annotated as zinc finger protein 26-like. The transcript has 4 exons. The record is from RefSeq and is a predicted model, not a curated record. The coding region runs from base 183 to 1550 and encodes 455 amino acids. Gene Ontology annotation, biological process: regulation of transcription by RNA polymerase II. Gene Ontology annotation, molecular function: RNA polymerase II cis-regulatory region sequence-specific DNA binding; DNA-binding transcription factor activity, RNA polymerase II-specific. Gene Ontology annotation, cellular component: nucleus. NCBI's taxonomy places the organism in Eukaryota, Metazoa, Arthropoda, Insecta, Hemiptera, Delphacidae.
UUGUUGAGUUUGCGAAAGAACAAAGGUCUGAAAUGUGAAAUCUGAUACUCUGAAUGGGGAAGGAAAGCUUUGUACUAUGUAUUCUGAAAAUUUUCUUGAAAACAUCAAUAAUCACAGGCUGAAUUUUUUUUCAUACCUAUUCAUUGUUGGUUCAUAUAUGUUUUUAUCCUAUUGAUAAACUAAUGGAUAAGAAGAUCAAGAUCGAGAAGCAGGAGGAUGAAUUUGGAGAAUGUGAAUUUGCAACUAGCAACGUCAAAGAUGAGUCAUCCUCACACAAUGGUUCAACUUCCAAUCAGAUGGCGAGAGUUAAGCAGGAGAAUGAUAACAGCCAAGAACCAGCGCCAGAGUGCAGCACUGCAUGCUCUCCAACUGAUGAUGAUUUCAGCCAACAACAUUAUCUAAUCCCUGGCUAUAAUUUAAUAUUCAUCAAAGAGGAAGAAUAUGUUGAGCAAGAGGCAGAAGGAUGUUCAGUGGAGAGUGAACCGGAGAUGUGGCCUUCAAACUGCAGCACAUCUGAAACUGCCAAUGCAACAGAAGUGGGUGAACUGAAUGCACAUUCAAUCUCUCCAGUGGAAAAGUGCACUGAGCCAACUGUGGCUGGCAAAAAGACCAAGCUCUACAGCUGUGCUGAGUGUAGCCAUGCAACCACACGGUCUACUGGUUUGAAGAGACACAUGAGAAAACACACGGGGGAAAAGCCUUUCAGUUGUGAGUUAUGUGAUUACAAAUGUGCUCAAUCGAGUUAUUUGAAAUCACAUAUCAGAACUCAUACAGGGGAAACACCUUUCAGCUGUGGGUAUUGUGAUUAUAAAUCUCCUUGGUCAAAUGCUUUGAAGGAACAUAUGAAAACACAUACAGGAGAAACACCUUUCAGCUGUAAGUAUUGUGACUAUAAAUGUGCUACUGCAGGGAAUUUGAAAUCACAUAUGAGAACACAUACAGGAGAAACACCUUUCAGCUGCAAGUAUUGUGACUAUAAAUGUGCUCAAUCUGGUACUUUGAAAGAACAUAUCAGAACACAUACAGGAGAAACACCUUUCAGCUGCGAGUAUUGUGACUAUAAAUGUGUUCGGUCAAGUACUUUGAAAUUACAUAUCAGAACACAUACAGGAGAAACACCUUUCAGCUGCGAGUAUUGUGACUAUAAAUGUGCUCGGUCAAGUACUUUGAAGGAACAUAUCAGAACACAUACAGGAGAAAAACCUUUCAGCUGCGAGUAUUGUGACUAUAAAUGUGCUUGGUCAAAUACUUUGAAGGAACAUAUCAGAACACAUAGGGGAGAAACACCUUUCAGCUGCGAGUAUUGUGACUAUAAAUGUGUUCGGUCAAGUACUUUGAAAUCACAUAUCAGAACACAUACAGGAGAAACACCUUUCAGCUGCGAGUAUUGUGACUAUAAAUGUGCUCGGUCAAGUUAUUUGAAGGUACAUAUCAGAACACAUACAGGAGAGACACCUUUCAGCUGCGAGUAUUGUGACUAUGAAUGUGCUACUGCAGGGAAUUUGAAGAAACAUAUAAGAACACAUAAAGGAGAAACUACUACUAGCUGAAAAUUUGUGACUUUUGUGUACUCAUUCAAAUUUAUUUUACUGUAUUUCUUAGGGUGGUCACUAAUAACAAGUCAAGUGUGUUGAACAUGUGUGUACACUCAUGUCGCCAUUCAUUGAUGUGUCAUCACAGUUAAAGGCUUCAAACAACAUUUUUUUGAGGUUCAGAGUAAGUAUUGGCUCACACCUUCCCCCUCCUCUAUUCAAAUUGCCAGGUUCGCCCUGGCCUGGCGUCUGGGGAGGGGCGGAUUAGGGGAUCCUGCUCACAGUGUGGUGUGUUUUGGCCGCUCUAGCGCCUUCCGGUGGUUGGAACAGCAGGGUGAGCGGCCUCUUGGGGACGGCUGGGCUCCUCGCGGUUUUCCGUGUCCUCCAGAUACACCACGGUUGUCAUCUCACAAGACUGAAAUUCUCUCCUUUCUAAGAGGUCCUUUUGCACUACCUGGAGGGAGGGGAGUCGCUAGGAGUGGUGAGAGAGUAGUGGCAGUCAUCACUCUCGUUGCAAUGCAUGGCAACAGGUGUUUUCCGGACGAGCCUUUGUCACUGAUUCCGGUCUGCCUCCAGAUCAUGUGGUAUUCGGUUCGUCCUCUUAGGGACCCUACAAGUCGCAACAGGUCACCUAACCUGUUUUUUUAAUAAAUUAAUAAUUUAAACUUGAAUAGUGCAGUAAAGAAAAAAUAAAUGACAUAAAUUUGGAUAUAGAAAAAUCUAACCUCUACAAAUUUUGCUGGAAGCCUUUCGAUGUGAUGACACAACAAUCUAUGACAAUAUGUGUAUCAUGCAUGUCUUACCGUUAGUGGCCAGCCUUAUGAAAUCAACCUUGCACUUUCCAUUACCUACUCACAAGCAUUACCUGCUCACUCGGUCAUCAUCCACAAUAAAAUUAUCAUUUAAUUUAAUAAAUAGUAUCAUGUUGAUAUUUUGCCCCAGCAUCAACUCAACGUCAUGCAGCUUGAUCCUCUGCUUCUCCCUCAUUAGCUCUCAUAUAGUGAGGUCCACGUUAUAAUGGCAUUAUUUGAUUAACAUUGGUUUUGCUUCCCCUGUGUAUCAUUCUUCAAAGCAGAAAGCGUUAUCUUUUUCUAGCUCUGCAGCAUUGCCAGAUCAUUUUCUAACAAUGUAGAAAUAUAAUCAAUUACUACAAUAUAAUCAAUGUGUCGUUUUCACAGUGUUGGGUGGUCGCCUCGGAUCCAUCUUCUUCACUGCUCUCUGUCCGUAGCCAUUCUCUUCAACUAAUUCACGGUCUUGCCUCUUUCUGCUGCUAUCCGUGAAACAGUUGCCUCCCAUGUCACCCGUGGUCUUCCUAUCGGUCGUCUGCCUUGUGCCCUGGCCUCCAUGUAUUGGCGAGGCUUUCUGUUUUCGUCCAUUCUCAGGAGAUGUCCAUACCAGGAGAGUAUCCGUUCAUCGAUUGUUGUUUCAACCGCUUUAAUGUGUAAUUCUUCCCUUAUGCGGUCAUUUCUCACUCUGUCUCGUCUUGUUUUCCCAACUAUUCUUCGGAGACAUUUCAUUUGGACCGCAUUUAUUUGGCUUUUCUCUUUUUUACUGACUGUCCAACUUUCACUUCCAUACAAUAGGAUGGGCUCAAUGAUUGAAACAUAAACUUUUGAUUUUAUCAAAUAUUCAUAAACAACUGAAUUAUCAAGUUUCAUAUUAUAUUGGUAGUAUUAUAAUUAUAAGUUACAUGUUUUUAUAGUAUCAUAUUAUUAAUGAUUGCAACAUGAAAUGUUGAUUUAACAAAUUCAAAAUGUAUUGUAUAGGUACUCUUGUUAAUUAAAAGGAACAACUUCCAUUUUUCAAUCAUUGAAUUAUUCUAUUGAUUAUUCAAUAACUUAUCACAACCCAUAUAUGUAAAGAUUGUCAGGUGAUUCAGGUUUCAGAAACCGGGGGCUUUCAAAAUUUAUUUUUCUUUGGACAAAGACCCACAUGAGUGUCUAGGUGGACUCACUCUAACAUGAUAUAAUUAUCUUUUGUUAUGAGGACAUGCUCCCCUUUAGGGGACAGCAGUGACUCAUAGCAGCAAUGAUAGGCCAGAAUCACCUCUUCUCUAUCUAGCACUCUGCUGAGUCUCAACAUUGCUUUCAAUUCAAUUCCUUUGGAAAGAUUCAACAUGAGAUGAUCAAGUCAGUCCCUGAUCCAGAGCAACCCCCUACAGAUUGGUAGCACCAGAUGAUAGCAGAUUGAUUUGAACUUCACAUUCCAAUGGAUUACCUGGCAAUCGGUGAAUUGAGAAUUCAAUGAAAAACCGUGCACACACACAUAUCGACUUUUGUUUGUAUGAUAUUUUGCCGUACUUAUGAAUUAUAUCAGAUUAAAUGGAACUUGACAAAUAUCAUCAGUUCAAUCUAAAUAGAAAUUGAUCUAAUAGAAUAUUGAUAAGGACGGCAAAAUAUGGAACAAACAAAAAUCGAUGUGUGUGUGCAGGGCUUAACAGUGAUCUCCAACGCAUUAAUUGAAUGUGUUUUAUGGUUUUUUCUUCAACUUAUAAUCUUGUCCAUAUGCCUGGGUGGUUGCGAUAUUUGAUUUACACAUCAUGUAGUACAAACAGGGAAACAACAGUGAUUUGGUAUACUAAAAAUACCGAGUCUCAUUCCAAGGUCAAUUGUUUGUUUUAGGAUAGGUUUUGAAUGGCAACUGUUAAAUUUGUGUAAGUUAAGAAAAGAUGUGACAUCACACUGCCUAUAAUAUUAUUAGCUAAGAUGGAAAUUCAUAGCUAUGGUAGGGGUUAGGCUAGGUAUACAGGUUGUAAUGCAAUCAAAUUGAAUAUUAAACUGAUGUCCCAUUAGCCUUUUUUUCAAUUUUUUUACUAGACCAAUGUAAAAACAGUCAGCAUUCCUUUUGGAACAUAUAUCACAUCUAUUGUUCCAUCAGAUCUUUUUGAAAAAAUUCUUAAAGAAUAAACUACUAUAAACUGUAUAUAAUUUAGCAAGGCAUUAGCAUUUUCUAAUUUGAAUUAUUCCUUCCAAAAAAAAUAAAACUUUGAAAAGUUAAUUUAUUUUAAUGAAUUAAUAAAAGUAGUACCUAUGUUUUAAAAUUAAAGAUGUAGCAAGUUUAUUCAUUGAAUAAAUUUAUUCUCUUUACAAUAAAUAUCGGGAGACCGAGCUUUGCUCUGGAGUGUAAAAGCAUGGAAAAUUUAUCCUUAAAAAAAUCUAAAAACCUUGUGUAUACAUCGACGCGCAGUUGAAAAAGGAAUAUUCCUGCCAAAUCUCAUCGAAUUCUAUCAAUGCGUUUGGUCGUAAUCGCGUUACCUAUAAACAGAUAAAAGAAAAUCCGAGUUAAAACAUAGACCUCACUACGUUCGGUCAAUCAAUGAAUGUAGGACUAUAUUUUUUCUGAGCAGACGUUCAGUUUUGUCAUAGGCUCUUACUACAUACAUGUGCACAUUUUAAUAUUUAGGUCUACUAUAAUAGAAAUAUUCAUAAUCUUCCAACUACUCAUUAUAUUUGGAAAAAUAUUAUUAAUAUAAAACAUUUCUCAAGUUUCAAGCAAAAUUUCUAAAUGUUUGAGAAUUCCAUGUUCCUGGCCAAGUUGACUCAGCAUCAACCCAUUUAAAAUGCUUUAAUCACUGAAACUAUUCAAAUAUUUGCAUCCAAUAUUGCAAUUAUGUAGGGUAAUUAAGUUUAUAGUAUGAAAUAAAAUAUUUUGAUAACUCUGAUUAUUUGAUUUACUC